Molecule: messenger RNA, 600 nt
Organism: Lathyrus oleraceus (garden pea)
Lineage: Eukaryota; Viridiplantae; Streptophyta; Magnoliopsida; Fabales; Fabaceae
Exons: 1
Coding region: 1-600 (199 amino acids)
Source: RefSeq, a predicted model, not a curated record
AUGUCGCGUGCUACUUCAUUUUCCCCGCUCAGAGGGAACCCGGUGACUGAGCCAUUCAGAGUGUAUCUUGAUCGUUUGAUUGCCGAUGACAUGCACUUCAAUAGUUAUUCCGAUCACCGUGAGACGCGGCCAUUUGAUGAGAUAGUGAUAUACUUUGGAUGGUUGGCAUGCGGAUCACGUCUCAUUGCUCCUCAUCUUACAGAGUGCGGCAUGCGGCAGUUCGACUACACUCAGACCAUUCUCAGACACCCUGUUGUAUCUGCUCCUCCUGCUUUGACACGUAGACAGAUGGAUGUCAUGUUUGAUGAUUAUGAGAGUCAUUUGGUACGAGAGGAUGCACGGAGUAUCAUAGUUGUGAACGACUGGAGUUACGUCGACAGGUACAUUAGGUGGUUCUUUAGGGUGUCACAAAUGUAUAUGGUACAGGCUGCUCCAAGAGAUCCACCGAGGUCAGCUCAUCAAGAGAUACUAGAGGAGGAACAGGCACAGUUACAUCAUGCUAAGGAUAUCUUUCCUAGAUGUAGUCGCAUAGUGGAGAUUGCACAAGAAGGAAUUGGUAGAAGUAUCUUCCCUGAUGGGUCUGAUGUGGGGAGGGUAUAG